AGAUUGCGGCUGCAAAUGUCCAGCAGAAUGCUGUUGCGGUCGUGUCGGAAUUUGGCGGACGCGACUGUGAUGGGUCGGCCCAUCAGCAGGGCUUAUUAUCGGAGCAGCGCCACCCUUUACGCCUCGUGGGCCGCAUUGGGACUGGCGACACUCACAUUGUUCGCCAUCCUCUCCCUGAAUGCGAUGAACGUCACUUCCGGCGUGUCCAUCACGAGCAUAGGGAUCGAACAGCCGUUGCCGGAUCCGGCCACGUCUUUGAACGCAGUCGGGAUGAUGAGGGGCAAGGACUUCCGGAACCGGCAUCUCUUCACUGAGAAGAACUCGGGUCCGAGCCAGACCGGCCCAGAAGUGCCAAUAAUUGAGGGCAAAUGGAUCCCGAGAACUGGUCCGAUUAUCGAAGUACUCAAGGCGAAGCACAUCCAGAGAUUCCCGGAAAAUUACCAGAUCAUAGACGCCACGUCGGGGAUCGCCGAGGGACCAGAAUCCAACAUGUCCGCGAGCAUAGAAGCCAUCCGACAGCGACUGGUCCUAAGCAGCGAAGACAACUCGACAUCCAACGCGAACCUCAACCGACUCGCACUCGACAUCAUGCCCAAGGAAUUGAAGGAUCGACGUCAACAUUUGGGGGAAAGGUGUGCGGAACUCGGGCUAAUGACGACAGACGCGAAUCCCUGGGAGUUCGCCAUAAAUCCGGAAUACCACUUGGUGUACUGUAACGUGUUCAAGGCGGCGUCAACGUCGUGGAUCACGGUGUUCAAUCAGCUCACUGGGCUGACGGAGUUGGACUUGAAAUCUGUGCGAAAGACGCCAGUGAGCAUCAUGAGGAUGAUUUAUCCGAGACCCAGCAACGAACAACUCCAAGAAGCCAUGCAAGACAGCUUGUCAUUCAUCGUCGUGCGAGAUCCGUUCGAGCGCUUGCUCUCAGCUUACCGCGACAAGUUCGAGAGCGCCAAAAACGGCCAUUACAAGAUGAUCGGCGCCAUGAUGGCGGCUCGCAAACACGGCUACAACUACGCCCUGCAUCACGGCCCCACGUUCUCCGACUUUGUAGACUACGUUCUUUCCACGGAACACCGCGGACACCGACUGGACGAACACUGGGCCCCGUACUACCGUUUCUGCACGCCCUGCAGUCUCAAUUUCACCGUGAUCGCCAAAACGGAAACGCUGGAACGGGAUUCGAUGUUCAUCUUGGAAACAGUCGGCGUACCGCACAACAUCAGCGUCCGGAAAUGGAACUCCAAUUCCAAGGGCAAGACGCAAACGUUGUUGCGGAAAUAUUACUCGGAGUUGAGCGAGAGUCAAUUAGAAGGACUACUUUCGUUGUACUAUCCGGACUUCGCGCUGUUUGGCUAUGAUUUCAAGCCGUAUGUGGACUGGGUGAGCAAAGGAGGUACGAAGAAUAAGUUGAACAAUGCGCCAUGACAGAAGGAUUUUCAGCUGCCGGCCAAAAAAACUCCGUUUGAAUGUCGUGCGAAAGCGUAUUUGACGCGGGGACUCGCAAUUCUGAUUCAAUUUCGAUUGCACGAGUCAUCCCAUGAAUCGAUGAUCAUCAGGGAAUCUGCUUCAACCAGACCUGAGAAGAGAUUGAAAAUAAUUGUUACGAGUCUAUUUAUGUUCGCCGAAAUUUUCAUUAGGUCGGUACCUCCAAAAUUUUCCGAAAAGCUCACAUGAAAAACAGAGUCAAGUUCCCGUUUACCUAUUAUUCGCCUUCUUGAUCGAAGAACACGAUCCACCGUAUUUACGUGAUUAUAGUCCGCACCCUGAAAUUGGGCAGCCACUGGAGAUGGUGAUUACAAGCUCGAAAAACGAUGAAUUCUAAAGAAAACAUACGACGCAAACAGGGGAAAAUCCUCCAAGCUAAAAUUUCGUCUUCAAGAAUUUUCAUACAUUGCUUUUCAGAAGAUAAAUUAUCUCCGGGAUAAUGCAUACGAAUAGUCAGCCUGUAUAUUUCGAGCGUUUUGUUCAAAAGUGGUUCAGGUGCGGACUGGAAAAUAUUUUGAGUUCAGUGGGUCGCAGUAAACUUUCUGGGACAAGAGGGCAGCUCAUAAUCGCGUAAAUACGGUAACGAGAAAAAAAAAAUUAGGGCGAAAUUUCCGAAGGCUCAAGAGACAUUUUCAGCGAAGUGCGGUUUAUUUCUUUAUCAUCUCUCAAUGUAACUAAAUUUGUUCGGAAAUGUUAAAAAAGAAUAUUCACGUGACGAAGUCGAUUUCGACGAUACUGCUGUAGACCAAAACUUCGUCAGGAUAGAACCCUCAAAAAUGCGAGAGCUUUUUAUGUUCCUCCGAAAAUCCAGAUUCCGGCUGAGGUACG
Molecule: messenger RNA, 2313 nt
Organism: Notodromas monacha
Lineage: Eukaryota; Metazoa; Arthropoda; Ostracoda; Podocopida; Cyprididae
Source: the annotation of a GenBank genome assembly